Fusarium venenatum is the source of this 1035-nucleotide messenger RNA. The record is from RefSeq and is a predicted model, not a curated record. Lineage: Eukaryota; Fungi; Ascomycota; Sordariomycetes; Hypocreales; Nectriaceae.
AUGCUUGCCCACUUCAAAUCUCUGUCCCUGGCCUUUCUUUCACUGGCUACAGGUGUCAGCUCCCAACCUCAAGCACCCACUCUUGAGCCUUUGGAAGCAUAUGCCUUUUCGUAUUUCACAGGCAACUCCCUUGAAGGCGAAAAGAUCUACUUUGCCGCCAGUAAGGGCAACAAUGCACUGGAUUGGCAGGAACUCAAUGGCGGAAAGCCUGUUUUGAGUUCAACAAAGGGAACCAAGGGCUUGCGAGACCCCUUCAUCAUUCGCUCCGUCGAAGGCGACACCUUCUUCCUCAUCGCCACCGACCUUUCUAUUGGUAGCGGUACAUCAUGGGGUGACGCUGUCCGAAAGGGCAGUCUUUACCUUGAGAUCUGGGAGUCGAACGAUCUCAUCAACUGGUCUGAGCAACGACAUGUCAAGGUGUCCCCCGAUAAUGCCGGAAACACCUGGGCUCCUGAAGCCUUCUGGGACGACGAGAAGAAUUCCUAUGUUGUGUUCUGGGCGUCAUCCCUGUACAACACGGCCGACCACUCUGACAACUCUUACCAUCGUAUGAUGUAUUCUCUCACUCGCGAUUUCGUUACCUUCUCUGAGCCUGAGAUCUGGCAGGACAGCAAGACAUCGCGCAUUGACACUACUGUCCUCAAGUCAGGCAAUUCAUUCUACCGAUUCACCAAAGAUGAAGGAUCUGUCAGCGGAUGCACCGAUAUCAUCCAAGAAAAGUCAUCGACUCUGCUCGCCGACGUUGAUGGAUGGGCGGUUCAAGCGACUUGUAUCGGCAAGAACGCUGGAUUGCAAGCUGUUGAGGGACCUACAGCUUUCAAGUCUAAUGCUGAUGAUGCACACGGCGAGAAGUUCUAUCUGUUUGUGGAUGAGUAUGGUGGUCGUGGUUAUGUGCCUCUCGAGACAGCAGAUUUGGAUAAGCCUGCCUGGAAGGUUUCGGCUAACUAUAAACUCCCUACUAGCCCCCGACAUGGAACUGUUAUUCCUAUUACCAAAGCAGAGCACGAGAAGCUUAUGAGUGCUUAUGGUGCAUAG